This is a messenger RNA of Peronospora farinosa, 975 nucleotides long. Lineage: Eukaryota; Oomycota; Peronosporomycetes; Peronosporales; Peronosporaceae. The record is from the annotation of a GenBank genome assembly.
AUGUUUGUGUUCGAGGCCAUUGACGCUGGAGCUUUAGUGCUUGUGGAAGUGACGACAAAGACGCAGCUGCCUUUCGAUGAGUAUAUCGUGGUGGCUGGACAGGUUCAGUGUUCUCGACAGCUCACGUGUUUUGGUGGACGUGUCAAGCGUGACGGGAAGCGCCGACUCCUGGUCGUUCCAUUACCUCAAGCUCAAGAUACCGAGACCCUGAGUGUACAAGUACUGGACGUGGGAGAAGUGGCUGUGAACUUCUUACAGGGACUGAAAGCUUGUUUCCCGACACUUGUACGGAAGAAUGUCAUGGCGGACGAUAGUAGCGACUCGGAGGAGGAGGAGAAAGCUCACAAGAAGCAGAAGCAUGAGACAGAGAUUUUGAAUGAUGUAAACGCUCAGCAGUUAAAGACGAGAGCUUUGGAGUACAUGGGUCAGAUCAAAGUCAAGAUGCUCGCAACGCUAGAUGAGUUCAUCAAUGCGUUUCAAAUUGCAGACCCUUCCAGUGUGCUGGCGUCGCUGCAAAAUGAUGCAUCCAUGCCCAAGCAUUACCAGUUAAUGUCCCCACCAGAACCGUUUAACGUCGGUGUUGUGUUCUUGGAAGCGGCUACAAGCAAGGGUCAUAAGCAAUUUCUGCAUAUUCCUGUGCCUCGCUCGCCACCACUACCAGAUUCAGGAGACGAAGGAAAAGACUACGUCCAAGAAAGCUUCCAGGACGCUACAGUGCUGACGUUUGGUGCCAAACGAGAGGAGACUGCCCAUGGCGGUGGCAAGACAUCCGAAGAAAUGAUCAAAAACAUUCGGAUGCGUCAUGCUUCAGGCACGUUUUGCACCCUCGUUCUCCCAACAAAGACGUGGAAGCAAGUGGUUAAUGAACACAGGGCUUUCCUACCACAAGUGUGCGAACUUCAAGGCGAGUUGCGUCUGCGUCGCUUGAUGGGCAACGCUCCGUGUGGAGUGCCUGUCGAGCUGCUGCUUGAAUGA